CGAGGUUAAAAUCCACGAAAUCAGGAUGCAAGACGAGAAAAAUCUUAUGUAUACUUUUUCAAGUAAAGGAAGGUGACUGACAUUAUAUAACCCAUAUUCUCUGCAGGUCCGCAGAUUUAACAUCCUAGACAUACAACUCUGACAUUUUACAUACGAGUUCAGUGAACAUGGCCGAGAGUAAAACUCCGACAAUUGAGCAGAAGAGUACAUUCUCUGCCAAAACCAAGGAGGGGGCCGACGUGAACUACAUAGCAACUAUAAAAUAUUACGUGAACCCGUCGGGAGACGUGAAAAUAACCACACCUGGGUCAAAAACACCUAGAAUCCCAGAUCCAACGAGAACUGAACCCAAGGAAGAAACGAAGAAGGAAACCACAGAGACAGGUCCGAAGGUAAAGGUGGAGACAGGUGAAGGUAGUAAAUCCGAUAAGGUAGUAAGUAAACCGAUAACAGAAGGUAAAGUCAAACCUAAUGUGGACAGAGAAGCCCAACAACAAGAAGGCAUUUGUCGCUUCAAAGAGUUUGUUCCUGACCCUUGCAGGGCGAUGAGCGAUCUCACUACUGCGAUUAAAGAUUUCUUUUCGUGCUCAUCAAAGAAACCUGUACCUGAUUCUGGAGACAGCAAUCAUACCAACCCACCGACAACGACUCGUACAGAUCAGCCGCCAGAGAAACACGAGGACAAAGUCAACGAAGAAGCAGUUAAGACCAAGGACGAAGCCUAAGUGGCAAUAAAUAUUUGGAUUUUCA
Macrosteles quadrilineatus (aster leafhopper) is the source of this 750-nucleotide messenger RNA. RefSeq lists its product as uncharacterized. Lineage: Eukaryota; Metazoa; Arthropoda; Insecta; Hemiptera; Cicadellidae. The record is from RefSeq and is a predicted model, not a curated record. The coding region runs from base 168 to 725 and encodes 185 amino acids. The transcript has 2 exons.